GGCUCAGGCGUCGUUCUGGCCGUGGGAACUCGGGAUCCGUUGGAGCGAUCAGCUCCACCGGUGACGUGGCGAAAUGGCUUACUUGGAUGUCAACGAAGCCUAUACGAUGGAAGUCCGUGUCAGGGCCUUAAGUGGUCAGAGCUUUCAAUUCCACAUCGACCAGUUCGCCAUCAUCGGUGAUGUGAAGCAGCGCUUGAGCAAUGGGCUUGCUCGGAAGUUUCAUGAGAUGAAGCUCCUGUACAAUUCAGAAGAGCCAGGUGUCUUCGAGAAGGUCGGCAAAUUCCGCAACAGGUCAGGGAUUGUGGAGCUCACCUUGGUGAUCAACCGCACUUGUCGCUGGUGCAACUUGCAGAUCAAUGACAACAUCGUGGCACCACUGCUGGGUACCUCCACCGGUGAUUUUUGUGGCACUCACUGCUAUUAUAGCAUGCAGCGCGAGUUGCAGGAUCCCAAUAAUAUCUUCAAGGUCUUCGGCAUGAGCUUCGAACAGCCAAGACAUGACCUGAGGCCCACUGGGCCUAGCAGCCUGAGGCCCCUCUAAGAGCCGUGUAACUCUCCACGGCCAUGGUGACCCCGGGCGAGAUCGAUUUCUCUUUGAGGCGAAGCCCAGGACAUGGGAAGAUCAAUGUGUUACACUGACGAACUAUACACAAUGUGUAUAUAUCACAUGUAUUUACAUAUUUGCAUUGUAACGUGUUUUGAAAUAUCAUUGAAAAGGUUGGAAGUGGCUAGGAACUUCUCUCCGCUCUCAG
Messenger RNA from Durusdinium trenchii, 752 nucleotides. The record is from the annotation of a GenBank genome assembly. NCBI's taxonomy places the organism in Eukaryota, Dinophyceae, Suessiales, Symbiodiniaceae.